AUGGCCUCACACAGCGAGUUUGGAGCAAAAACUGAUGCGGGUGAGGUAUUGGCAGCCUUCCCAGCGGGAGUGAAAGGCAAAGUCGUCCUCAUUACUGGCGUCAGCCCCAACGGUCUCGGUGCGGCACUCGCACACUCGUUGGCCACCGAGAAACCCAAGCUUCUGAUCCUAACCGGCCGUACGGCCUCUAAAGUCGAGGCCGUCGCAAAGGACAUCUCAGUCCCGGGAGUUGAAGUUCGGGUUGUCCUGUUCGACAUAUCUUCGUUUGGAUCGAUUGCCAAAGCCGUCGAGGAGAUCAAUGGCUUCGCUGAGCCCAGCAUCGACAUCAUCUUCAACAAUGCAGGUGUGAUGAACGUCCCCGAGCGAAGGCUGAGCGCCGAUGGAUUCGAACUACAUCUCGCAACCAACUACCUCGGGCUCGCACUCCUUACGAACAGCCUCCUGCCCAAGAUCAAGAAGAGCAAUGCUGGGCGAAUUGUGAACGUCGUGAGCAACGGAUAUGCCCUCUCGCCUUUCCGGUUCUCCGACUACAACUUCGACGAUGUGAAGGAUCUCCCGGAGGACGAACAGCCCUCGAAGGAAGCCUGUGCGGCGUUCGGAAUUCCAUUCGGCUUGGGCUACAUACCUCCUGUCGCAUACGGCCAGUCCAAGACGGCUGCCAUGCUUUACACUCUCGAAUUGGCAGAUAGACUCAAGGGAAGCAAUGCAACUGCCAUAUCCGUUAUGCCUGGAGUGAUCGAGACGGAUCUCUGGCGCGAGAUGCCAACAGAGGCGGUGAAAGGCAUCUUGAGUAUGCUCCCGGUGAAGACUGCGACUCAGGGUAUAGCUACGAUGCUUGUCGCUGCCCUUGACGCGAAGCUGAAAGAGAGCGGGGGAGCCUAUCUUGAGGAUUGCCAAGUCACUGAUGUCCAGCCAUUUGCCAAAGACAAGAACAAGGCAGAGAAACUGUGGCAAUUGACAGAGGAGCUAACAGGAAAGAAAUUCACUGUAUGA
Messenger RNA from Didymosphaeria variabile, 993 nucleotides. RefSeq lists its product as uncharacterized. The coding region runs from base 1 to 993 and encodes 330 amino acids. The record is from RefSeq and is a predicted model, not a curated record. The transcript has 4 exons. Lineage: Eukaryota; Fungi; Ascomycota; Dothideomycetes; Pleosporales; Didymosphaeriaceae.